Messenger RNA from Mya arenaria, 5310 nucleotides. RefSeq lists its product as uncharacterized. Gene Ontology annotation, molecular function: palmitoyltransferase activity; protein binding. The coding region runs from base 16 to 1719 and encodes 567 amino acids. Lineage: Eukaryota; Metazoa; Mollusca; Bivalvia; Myida; Myidae. The record is from RefSeq and is a predicted model, not a curated record. Gene Ontology annotation, biological process: protein palmitoylation. Gene Ontology annotation, cellular component: Golgi membrane. The transcript has 10 exons.
CCAGAAAUCAGCCAAAUGGCAACCUGGACAAGCGAACAAACUUCUCUUUUAGAGCCGGGGGCGGACCCUUCGUCCUCCGGUUCUACCACUAAUAUGCAGAAGGCACAUCCAAUAUUCGAAACCAUCAAAUCUGGGAUGCUGGUCCCAGUUCAGACAGUAAUUGAACAGAUGGGUGUAGAUGUACUGUCUCUUCGGGAUGAGAAAGGUCAUACUCCAGCACACUGGGCGUGUCUGGGUGGCCAUGCCACUAUUCUUCGCUAUCUCAUAGAACACAAAGCGCCAGUGAAUGAACCUAGUAACAAUGACCUUGGAGCAAGGCCUAUUCAUUGGGCUUGUGUGAAUGGUCAUAUAGCGAUAGUGGAUAUCUUGGUUCAGGCUGGUGUUGGUCUGGAUGUGACGGACAAUAAGGGUUGUACGUGUCUCCUAGUUGCGGCCCAAUAUGGGCAGACCAUGCUGGCAGGGUAUUUGAUGGGGAAGGGUGCCCGGCUUCAGAUGGUGGACAGAGAUGGGGACACAGCCUUACAUUGGGCGGCAUUUAAAGGAAAAGCUGAAUUGAUGAGGCUCCUGAUAUAUUCUGGCUUCAAUUCACGUCAAAAAGACAACUUUGGACAGACACCCCUUCAUUUAGCCUGUAUCAAUGGAGAUCUGAAUAGUGUAAAGGAACUAUGUGAACAGGAUGGAGUUGACAUUGGGUUGCCUGACAAGAAUGGAAAAACACCUCUCAUGUUGGCAUCUGGUCGCAAACAUACGGCUGUUGUGGACUUCCUGAAAGCAGAACUCAAACAGAAAAAUAGCUUCUUACCUAAAAUAGACUUUUGGUCAAUAGUGUUUGGUCCCCCUGGUAACAGUAAGGGUCCCCUCCUCUUCUUCUUUGUUAACGUGUUAUGCUGGGGCUAUCCCAUGUAUAUUAUAAAGUGCCUGCCAUACACCUGGUAUGACCUUCAGUUCCUGCAUAUCCUCUUCUUCUGCACCAACGUGAUUAUGUGGUUCUGUCUAUUCCACGCGAGCACCACCGACCCGGGAUAUCUGCCGAGAAAUAUCCCUGAAUAUGACAUGGCUAUAAAACAGGUGGCACACUUUGACGAAUGGAAGCAGGGUGACAACCCGCUAAGUCGUCUGUGUCAUACUUGUCGCACAGUGAAACCUCUCCGCUCAAAACACUGCAAGGUGUGUAACCGCUGUGUGAAGGUGUUCGACCACCACUGCCCCUAUAUCUACAACUGUGUGGGUGUGAAUAACAGAGUAACGUUUGUAGGUUUCUGUAACAUGGUGAUGGUGAACGGUCUGAUCUCGAUCUGCCUGAGCCUGUACACGAUUAAAGUCCUGGACGAGAACUGGAACGUGGUGUAUAUCUUCUACAUGGGUGUCAUGCUGUUCUUCGAGGGAGUCGCGACGUAUCUGUCUGGAUACAUGACGUACCUGGCUAUCACAAAUCUCACAACAAACGAGACGAUGAACUGGAAGCGCUACAAGCAUAUGAAGGACAAGGACGGGAAAAUGAAAAACCCGUUUGACAGCGGGUGGAAAGUGAAUGUGCUGGAAUUCCUACACAUUAUCCCCCUCGAAAUGGAAUUUCUGGAGAGAGAUGAUGAUAACGAGACCUUUGUUUCCACGCUUGUUUCAACAUUACAGUCAAUGAGAGAAUCAAUCAUAAACGAUAUAGCUACCUUAAAGAUGGAAAGGGACAGUUCUAUAACCCCUUCCAUAGGGGUUAUAUAAAAAAUAUAAAGGAGUACUUCCAUAUGUUACGACCAUUUGAGGAAAAAGAUGUUGAACUGUUGUCUGUGAGAACUGUGUGAUUGUUUAUUUCACUGUUGGUGUGAAAAUAAGAUAACGUUUUUGAUUGUCAAAAGGUGUAUGUUUGAAUAUAUGACGUGGAUAAUUGAUACAUUUUCAGUUUGUAGGGUUGGAACUUGGAUACAUUUUUAAAAUGAAAUUUGGAUACGAAAAGAACAUUUAUAGAAGUCAAUGAAAAUAGAUUUAAUUUAUGUCACAGUUCAAAUAAAAAAGGGUAAAAAUUGGAUGUAUGUCCUAUGACUUCCUUAAUUGUUCAUAUCACUCAUGGAUGUGAAAAUUUUAAUUAUUUUCAUUGACUUCUAAUCCUUAAGUACAAUUGUUCUUGUACGUUCAAUGUUGGUUUUUGAAAAAUGAAAUUUUAGUCAUAUACACGAGUGUUUAUCAAAAUUUGGACAAUGGUCAAGGGUAUUUUUCAGCAGGUAACUGGGCUGUAUGUAUUCUGCCUUACAAUGUAAUCUGCUUUUUUUUGCCCUGUAUUUAUUGUUCAAAUGAUGGGUCAUUGAACAAAGAAUUAUUUCCAUUUUAUGAUGAUCAGUAUUUUGUUUCGUGUUCUUACUAAACAACCAUUGAAAAUGACCUUUGAAAAUGGCAUUAAAAGUUAAAAGACCUUAUGGGGAAAAUUUUGUAAGCCUAUGAAAAAAUUAGUGGUGGGGGAAAGGGAGGGGGGUUUUGUCUCCCGCCAUGGAUUUUCAUAAUGGCUUAUCAGUAUAUGAAUAGAUCAGCUGAUUUGGCAAUUAAUUAUCAAAAGAAAUUGUGGUGCAAAGUAAUAUGAUCUAAUUAUUUAUUUGUGCAAUUAAUUAAAAAAAAUUGGUAUAUUGAAAUUAUUGCUAGGAACUAUUCGGAUUUAAGAGAUUUGAUUUUUUUUUUUAAAUCACAUGCAGCAUACUCAGUUUGAAACAAAUAAUGAUUAAUUUUAUGCGUCAAACAUUAUAUUUCAUUUAGGGAAUAUACAUAUUUUGUUGGUGAUAUAGAAUUUUUUUGUAAGAAUUGAAAUUUAUUAUAAAUAUACAUAUUCAUUAAAUUGGUUUAUGUAUGAGAAAUGUGUUUUGUUAACGCCACAAAUUUGGAGGUUGUUAUGAAUUAUAUUAACAUUUUUCAUUAGUAUAAGUUAAAACUCCUUCCUUAAAUUAUCUUUGUAUUCAGAUCUGACCUCAAAGCAUUAUUGGUAUACCAUUGUAAAGUUGUUCAUACAAGUAAUUAUUUGAAAAAGAAAAUGUUAUCAUUUGCUUUCCUUGAUAUCAUUCCGAUUUCCGAAAUGCUUGAUUUGAUAUUUUACAGUGAUGUUGUGUUCAAAGUUUGGUUUGCAUUGUUCCUAACAUAUUUCACACCAUAUCAUUAAUUGUAUUAAAAAGGUGGGCAUGACAUUUCAUAGGUUCAUUCAUUUGUCAGAUGAGUAUUUUCAUAGUUUUUCUUUGUGAUGUUAUUUAUUGUCAUGUGCCUUGAGUAAUCCCUUUGAUGAGGAGAAUUUGUACAUGAUUAUGGUGUUGCAAAAGCUAUAUAAACACCAAAAAAGCAUGUAUUUGACAAUGUGUUAAAUUGACUUUUGUUGGUGUGUAAAUUCUUUUUUGGCUAUUUAAUGGAUGCAUGAACAAAUAUGUCUUUGGUCACAAUUAUUACUUAAUACUUGUUAAAUCAUAAUAAUGUGAGGGGCUUCCUGACCAGCUCAAUGGAAUUCUUGCGAAUGAAUCCUUUUUUUUUCUUUUCGUUUUUCAUUAAGGCUCAAAUUACUUAAAAAAGAAAGUACCCACCUACCCAGACCUAUUUUUUUUUAAUUAGGUCUUGUUAAUAGUUUUAAAUCUUUAUACGGAAAAGUGACCAGUAAAACAAGUUGAAAGAGUCGUAUAGAAUGAGUGCUGUGAGAAAUUACCACAAAAAGGCACUUCUACUUCAUGUAAGAGCAUCUCAGAUCAAGAAAUACUUAGUGAACCAAUGAGAAAAUUGCUAGGAAGGUUAAACUAUGCUUACAUGAAGUCCAUGAUCACUUGGGAUGGAAAUUUUAUGAACAACACUUUUACAAUCAUUCAAAGCACAUUCUGCAAGACAGCUUCAAUUGCCACAGACAGCUGCUGAGCUCUAUAACACAUAUAGAGGGUGAGAGUGGUCUAGUGGUAUAGAUGUCUGCCUCCCACCCAAGAUGUUGUGGGUUUGAUUCCCACCAGGGGAACUUUCUCACGACCUCUCUAAAUAGACACAAGUACUGGUUACUACAUAGGAAACAGACUUGAGAGUGAUUCUAUAAGCUAUCAGCUUUCAUCACAAGCUAUUUUAAACUUGUACAAAGAACAUAAAAUUAUACCGAGAUGACAUAGUGCACUAAAGGUAGUCCACACAUAAGCUUACCCACGCAAGCAGUGGUUCACAACCUCUGAUAUGAUAUGAUAGCUAGAACACUUUGUAGGUGCAAUUAUGUACUUUCUUCCAAUCUUUUAGAUGUUUAAAUGAUUCUAAUAGUUAACCUGCAAUUAAUGUGGAAUACUCAGUAGCAUAUCUGUUUAUAUGAUGUUUUUAAAGAAAAACAUGGAAAAAAUUCUUAAAAACUAUUAUUUUCAGCAGUAUGCUUCAUAGCAUUAUUUUAACAAACCCGAUAAAUGAAGUCGUGCAUAAUAUCAUGUCAGUAAUACAUGUAAUUUGAAAGAUUAAAAUUGUUUAUCGAUUUUGUAUAUAAUUUUUGCAAUCAAGAUCUUUGAAUUAAUGAGUAUGUAGUGCAAGAUAUGUGAGUCACAUGUACUGGCAAGUUCAAUAAUUAUUGAUAUUUUUACUUACAUUUCAUAAAAACACAUAAAUUGAUUCAUAAUGUACAAUGGCUUUAUUUUCUCCUGAUAAGUCCCUUGUGUAUGACUGUUAAUGAAAUUGAGUGGCGAAAAUAAUGUUAGCAUGUUGAAAGUUAUGUUAUUUAUAUCAUGCGGCCGCUAAAGUAUCGCCAAAGAGAAAGAACCAUCGUGAAAACACGUCAUGUGGUCUUAAUUUCUCUUGGUUCCAGUGAGAAUUAAAUCUUGUGGAUAUCAAUGACAAGCAAAUGUAUCCGAAUGCCAUAGAAACAGAUUCUUGUAGCUAAGAACAAUUUCUUAGAAAAUAAUUUGAAUUAUCUUUAUGUAAACAUAACAGCUAUUAUUUCUCAAAUUUAUAAAAUUAAACUUUAGUUUGCAUCUUUGAGUAAUAUUUUUGGAUUUUCAUAUGAAAACUAUCACACAUGUAUAUUUUUUCAGCCAAAAUUUGGUGCAUUGAUUAAAACACUCUUUACAUGCAAUUAUGAAAGCCAUAUAUUAUACAUGACUGUGUACUCUUAUAAAUGUGUGGGUGAGGAUGUCAUCAUUGGAUGAAAACGUUGAUGUUUAUUAUUGAAAAAGUUGUAUAUUUUUACCCGACAUCUAUUUAUAUUUUCUAUUGUAUUAAUCAUCGUUUGUUUGACAAUGCAUUACUUGUGUCCCUUGUUUAAACACAAACUGUCAUUUCUAUACAUAUUUCAUGUAAUCAUUUACUUACAUUUCAAUUGAAAAUAAAAAAAGAAAACUA